Drosophila nasuta is the source of this 507-nucleotide messenger RNA. RefSeq lists its product as uncharacterized. The coding region runs from base 127 to 486 and encodes 119 amino acids. The record is from RefSeq and is a predicted model, not a curated record. The transcript is spliced from 4 exons. NCBI's taxonomy places the organism in Eukaryota, Metazoa, Arthropoda, Insecta, Diptera, Drosophilidae.
CUCAGUAGUCAGAGCAAACUAAUUGAUUUUAGUAUCCCGUAUAAAUGAAAUUUCGAAUAUCAUUCAAGUCUUUUUUUAAAAUAAUUUUUACAACUUUUACAUUGGAUUAUAAUACCGAAAUUGACGAUGUGUAAUUGGGAUUGCUUCGAUAAUUUAUGCUGCUCCCCGCGAGAGAAAAGCAUAUUUCUAGCCGCGUGGACUUUGGCCCAUGCAAUACAUUUGAUUGUAGGAUGCUGGCCUGUAAUUCGUAUAGAUGAUGGCCUUUACAUUGUGUUUGUUGUAUUCAUUGUAGUAAUGGCUCUUAGUCAUGUGGCAGGAACAAUACUUUUAUUUAUUGGCAUAUAUAAGGAAAAAGCUAUGAUAUUGAAAAUUGGGGUCAUCAUAAGCUCCAUAUAUCCAUAUUUUCAUUUCUUUACGAUUUAUCUGCCAGUUGUACAAAUUCUGUUCACCAUAGUUGUGAUAAGGUAUAGUAAAGAACUUGAUUAAUGAUGAUUAUGAUGAUGAAUG